Molecule: messenger RNA, 1284 nt
Organism: Aspergillus nidulans FGSC A4
Lineage: Eukaryota; Fungi; Ascomycota; Eurotiomycetes; Eurotiales; Aspergillaceae
Product: L-arabinitol 4-dehydrogenase-like protein ladB
Exons: 5
Coding region: 1-1284 (427 amino acids)
Molecular function (GO): oxidoreductase activity; zinc ion binding; oxidoreductase activity, acting on the CH-OH group of donors, NAD or NADP as acceptor
Source: RefSeq, a predicted model, not a curated record
AUGGAGAUCCUUCAAAAGAAGCCCAAGAAUAUCGCCAUCCAUACAAGUCCCGUCCACGAUCUCCGGGUGGUCGACUGUGAGAUCCCCCGGCUUGCUCCCGACGGGUGCCUGAUCCAUGUCCGUGCAACUGGUAUCUGCGGCUCAGACGUGCAUUUCUGGAAACAUGGCCGUAUUGGCCCUAUGGUCGUGACGGGGGAUAAUGGCCUGGGGCACGAGAGUGCCGGAGUCGUCCUGCAGGUGGGCGACGCGGUCACCCGAUUUAAGCCUGGCAAGUACCACGCCUGCCCAGACGUCGUCUUCUUUUCGACGCCUCCCCACCACGGCACUCUGCGACGGUACCACGCCCACCCAGAGGCCUGGCUGCAUCGUCUCCCCGACCACGUCUCCUUUGAAGAGGGCGCCCUUCUCGAGCCGCUAACGGUUGCCCUGGCUGGCAUUGACCGGUCCGGGCUGCGUCUGGCCGACCCGCUGGUCAUCUGUGGUGCCGGGCCAAUCGGCCUCGUCACCCUCCUGGCGGCCAAUGCAGCCGGGGCAGCACCAAUUGUCAUCACCGAUAUCGACAGCAACCGUCUCGCCAAGGCCAAAGAGCUCGUGCCGCGCGUGCAGCCGGUGCUGGUCCAGAAACAGGAGUCUCCACAAGAGCUGGCUGGGCGUAUCGUCCAGCGGCUCGGACAGGAGGCGCGACUGGUUCUUGAAUGCACUGGGGUGGAGAGCAGUGUUCAUGCAGGGAUCUAUGCAACCCGGUUCGGAGGCACGGUGUUCGUCAUCCGCGUCGGCAAGGACUUCCAGAAUAUCCCCUUCAUGCACAUGUCGGCCAAGGAGAUCGACCUGCGGUUCCAGUACCGCUAUCAUGACAUCUACCCCAAGGCAAUCAGCCUGGUCAACGCGGGGCUCGUCGACCUGAAGCCGUUAGUGUCUCACCGAUACAAGCUGGAGGACGGCCUUGAAGCGUUUGCUACCGCAAGCAAUACAGCUGCCAAGGCCAUCAAGUUAGGCACUAGCUCUAGGGAGCCAUAUUCCGGCAUCUGCCCCAAGGAUGAGGUCGUGCCUACCGUUUUGACCAAGCCUGGGACUCGUUUCCUUAGAGACUGCACAACGCACAUUGCGCUUCACGGUUCGUCCCCAUCUUCAAACGUCUAUGGCAAACCCGGAAUUGAAUGUUUACGGAGAAGUGCCGAGCAUACAAGAGAACAGCAGUGGACCUUGCAAUUCGACGGCUGUUCCUCUUUGGCUUCAAGUGGAUCAGGGGAACGACUAGGACAGGCCAGACCAGAGCCAGUAUAG